This is a messenger RNA of Epinephelus lanceolatus (giant grouper), 1406 nucleotides long. Lineage: Eukaryota; Metazoa; Chordata; Actinopteri; Perciformes; Serranidae. The record is from RefSeq and is a predicted model, not a curated record.
CACAUUUACAACCUGAGACUGAUGACAGUGAUGAUGAUGAUGAUGAUUGGACAGAGACCAGAGAACCUCAGUCAGGUUUAAACUCUCUUAGAAAUGAUGAAGACCCUGUGAGUGAUUUGGAAUAUAGUGCUGAUGAGAAACCAUUUAGCUGCUCUGAGUGUGGGAAAAAAUAUAGUCACAGUUCAACACUGAGGAUACACAUGAGAUCCCAUACAGGAGAAAGACCAUUUAGCUGCUCUGUGUGUGGGAAAAGAUUUUGUAAAAGUGGAGUUCUGAAGACACACAUGACAACUCACACAGGAGAAAAACCAAUAAGCUGCUCUGAGUGUGGGAAAAGAUUUUCUCAAAAAGGUCAUCUGAAGACACACAUGAGAACUCAUACAGGAGAAAAACCAUUUAGCUGCUCUGAGUGUGGGAAAAGAUUUCCUCGAAGUGGAGAUGUGAGGAGACACAUGAGAUUUCAUACAGGAGAAAGACCAUUUAGCUGCUCUGAAUGCGGGAAAAGAUUUUUUCACUCAGGUGCUCUAAAGGCACACAUAAGAACUCAUACAGGAGAAAGACCAUUUAGCUGCUCUGAGUGCGGGAAAAGAUUUUCUCAGUCAGGUGCUCUGAAGGCACACAUGAGAACUCAUACAGGAGAAAGACCAUUUAGUUGCUCUGAGUGUGGGAAAAGAUUUUCUCAUUCAGGUGAUGUGAAGUCACACAUGAGAACUCAUACAGGAGAAAAACCAUUCACCUGCUCUGAGUGUGGGAAAAGAUAUCCUCGCUCAAAUACUCUAAAGAGACACAUGAGAUCUCAUACAGGGGUUUGGAAAGAUAUUCCUGCGCAAGGAAGGAUUUAAUCAGGAUUUAUUCACUGUAAACUGGUAACAAACUUACGCCUCUCCAGUUCGUGUAUUUACAGUAUUUGCCAGUCGCUACUGGACGCUGUUAUCAACCCUCAGCUUUGGUUACACAGAGCAGGUUUGUUCAUUAAACAUUACAAGUUCAUUAUUAAUAAUAUAACUGCAGCUUUGUUCAAUAAAUAUUCAGUCUGUCGAUGUUUAAAAGCCACGUUAGCUUCUCUGGUGUCGUUAAUUAUUUCUAUUUCUGUCCAUCGUGUUCUUUUUCUUUAGAUAUGUCAUAGGACAAACGUGCUCUUUAACAAUUUAGUGGGAUUUCUUAACUCAUAAGGGACACAGGUAACGUGUUUACUUUCUGUAAAUAGAGCAGUAAAUCUGAUGUACAUAUAUGUAUUUUGUAUUUAUCUGUUUUAACAUCUUAAUUUGACACAAAAACGCAGUCAUAUCUGUAGCAUGUUCUACUGUUUCAUAAUACGUGUCUUAGGAUUGCGCUCACCAGCCACUUAAUUAGGCCAUUGCUUCACCAAAAGGCCGAUCACACGAAGCCCUGUUUAACAGCUCAUU